CACACACACUCAGACAUACUGCAAACUCUCAACAGGAAACUCUGAGCCAUAAUGCGAAGGCACCUCAGAGCAGACGGGUGCAUUGCUCAAUCCAAGUGGGAAACGGUGCGGCUUUGAUAGUGCGUUAAUUACUCAUGUGAUGUGAUACAGAUGUCUGGGGGCUUCAGCCGAAAGUUUGCCUGACAGUUUCCAAGGGGGCCAGGCAGACAUUUUAGAAGCGUGAUAUAUUCGGACAGUAUUUCAAUCAGUGAAAUCAAAGCACCAGAAGCGUUCCAUAAUGGGCACCCCAGUUGUGCAUAUGCUGGUGCUAAUGGCCUGUAUAGCAGCCAGAGGAAUGUGCCAGAUAAACAGGCCCGAGGAGGACUCUCUCUCAGGCUCACUCAUCCACUCCACCCUCCAGUCUCCGGGUUUCUACAGCACCGUCAGUCCGAGCACAGGGUCCGACCUCCACCUGGGGCCCUCGGGCGCAGAUGCACAAGCUGUGGUAUCUGGUUCUGCAAAUGAAACUGUCAUAAAGAGGCCAGUACCACCUCCAAUGUGCCUCAAAGCUACAUCUAUUAAGGAGUAUUUUAAGUACAUCAACACCACGAUUUCCAUCAUCGUGUUUGCUGUCGGCCUGGUCGGAAAUGCCACCCUGCUGAGGAUUAUAUACCGGAAUAAGUGCAUGAGGAAUGGGCCCAAUGCACUGAUUGCUAGCCUGGCCCUGGGUGACCUUAUCUACAUUUUCAUUGAUAUACCAAUUACUGUGUACAAGCUCCUGGCGUCACGCUGGCCAUUUAACGAUAGUAUUGUUGGCCUGUGUCUAUGUAAGCUGGUGCCCUUCCUGCAGAAAGCCUCUUUGGGCAUCACUGUUCUCAACCUGUGCGCCCUCAGCUUGGACAGGUACAGGGCUGUGGCAUCCUGGAGCAGAGUGCAGGGAGUGGGCAUUCCUCUGUUUACAGUCAUUGAGAUUUUGUCUAUUUGGGUGAUGUCACUCUUCCUGGCAGUACCUGAGGCUAUUGGCUUCGACAUGGUCACCUUCAACUACAGGAAUGAAACCAUACGCACUUGCAUGAUGUACCCCAAAUCUGACUUCAUGAAAUUCUACAAGGAAGCAAAGGACUGGUGGCUGUUUGGCUUCUACUUUUGCGUACCACUGGUCUUCACCUGUUUCUUUUACGCUCUGAUGACCUUUGAGAUGCUCAACCACAGGAACGGCAGCCUUCGGAUAGCUCUCAGUGAGCACCUCAAACAGAGGAGGGAGGUGGCCAAAGCUGUCUUCUGCCUUGUCCUCAUCUUUGCUCUGUGCUGGUUUCCACUGCACCUCAGCAGGAUCCUGAAGAAGAUGCUUUACCAGCAGGAUGAUAAAAUGCGCUGUGAGCUGCUCAGUUUCCUGUUGGUCCUGGAUUACCUUGGUAUUAACCUUGCAACAGUCAACUCCUGCAUAAACCCCAUUAUCCUCUACUUUGUCAGCAAGAAGUUCAAAAACUGCUUCAAGUCCUGUUUGUGCUGCUGGUGCUACUCUGACAAACAAUUGAGCAGCAUCGGACCCAUGAAUGGCACCAGUAUCCAGUGUAAAACCCCUGAGCCCAACAACCUAUAUACUGACCGCAGCAUCAGGAAAGACAGCAACUGAUCACUCACUUGAGGGCUAUUUCCAAGCUUUUCAAUAUCCCCGGCAAGCUUUUAAAAUGCAACCAAUGCUCACCCUAAAAUACAGCACAUCCAAAAGUACUCUUUCAGACACAAAACAUACAUCCUUAGGACCACUAAAGCAACAUGCAGGGACGUUUUAGGAACUGGAGUUAAAAAGGAUUUGAUGUACAUUGCCCUGAAGUUGCCUAAGUCUCUCAGCAGGCUAAACUUCCUCCUUGUAUUCCCACACCCACGGAGAGUGAUGCAUUAGUGUGAGAGAAGAAGAGGAUGACUCUUAAACAGGAUGGACUUGAAAGACAGCUAUAAAUUUUAUUUUUUAUAUAAUUUUUUUGGUAUGAAGCUACAAAAUACAGGACUUAACCACAUGUUCAUUACUGCAAAACCAUGAGGACACACGACACACACUGAAAAAAAUGUUUCAUUGAAUUUACUCAAUUUUAAUGUUGAAAGUGGUUGCACGCAAUAUAUUCAUCUAAAUCUAGACAUAUUUUUUAAGUUGGCUGUACUAGUAAUUUCAAA
Molecule: messenger RNA, 2154 nt
Organism: Toxotes jaculatrix (banded archerfish)
Lineage: Eukaryota; Metazoa; Chordata; Actinopteri; Toxotidae
Gene: ednraa
Product: endothelin receptor type Aa
Exons: 8
Coding region: 278-1615 (445 amino acids)
Biological process (GO): regulation of blood pressure; vasoconstriction; G protein-coupled receptor signaling pathway
Cellular component (GO): membrane
Molecular function (GO): endothelin receptor activity
Source: RefSeq, a predicted model, not a curated record